Messenger RNA from Exophiala aquamarina CBS 119918, 822 nucleotides. RefSeq lists its product as uncharacterized. The record is from RefSeq and is a predicted model, not a curated record. The coding region runs from base 1 to 822 and encodes 273 amino acids. The transcript has a single exon. Lineage: Eukaryota; Fungi; Ascomycota; Eurotiomycetes; Chaetothyriales; Herpotrichiellaceae. Gene Ontology annotation, molecular function: protein binding.
AUGGCUGUCAAUCGAGAACGGCAAAACCUGCCUCUGCCAGAAACAAACAUUGACGGACAAACUACACUCCUCUCCCUCCCACCAGAAGUCCAGCACCUGAUAGCCUCCGAGCUACCAUAUCCAGACCUCCUAUCCCUCAAGAUCAGCCACCCGUACUUCGGUGCGCUGCUCGACGCCCAGCCAAGUGUGCACCAACGCAUCGCAUGGGUACUGUCUCGAUGCAACAUCUACCUCCCAAUCCCACACGACAGCAAGACCGAUUUCCGGACUGAUGUGCAAUUCUUGCGAAACCCAGAAGUCACGAGGAUCAUUCGGCGGCGGCGCAAGCAUCUCGAAUGCGUGGAAUGCAAGUUAGCCCGGCAGAUCGUGUGGCUGAAGUCGACGUCCACGGACGACGAGCGGCGGAGGCGCCUGUGCUUCGUCAACGAGGGGUACGAGUGUCCACGGGUCAGGGAGCUGGAUGAGAAGAAGAUGUCAGAUGAGAAGAAGAUCGGGCGUAGGUUGUUGAAACUUGUCGGCUGGCCGAACGCGUAUUGGGAGUCUGGCUCGUCCUACUGGGAGCAUCGAGGUCUUGGGCCGCCGGCCUGGUUUAUCCGUUUGACUUGGUGGUUUGCGCCGGUCGAUGCUCCUCCAAUUGGGAUUCAUGUUCCUACGCUCAUUAUGAACCUCAUCAUUUUGAUUCUGUUGGUGGCGGGGAUGAUCGGCUGGCAAGCUGGCUGCUUGACGCUCAGCGGAUUACUGGAGUCAGUUUCACGUUCUUCAUGGCAAUGGCUUGACGCAAUGUGGAAGGACUGGCUGCGAGAGCUCCACCUUCCUGUAUGA